AUCCUGCCUCGGGCAUGGAUGUGUGUGAUGUCCUUAGGUUAGUUAGGUUUAAGUAGUUCUAAGUUCUGGGGGACUUAUGACCACAGCAGUUGAGUCCCAUAGUGCUCAGAGCCAUUUGAACCAUUUGAACUAGUGACGGACAAGCAUGCAUCAUUUUAGUGUUACUCGGUGCACAGCAAUCUAGUAAGGCUAGAAACAAUAGACAAGUCUGCAACUAAAACUGAUCAAAGAACUGGGGAUCGACAUGCGGUAAUGACUCAAGUGAGCUACUGCAAUGCCAAAGCGGGGUGGUCAUCAUAUGUCUUAUUUGUCUUACUAAAGAGAUCCAUAUGGGAGGAAGCACAUGCAUCAUGCUGUUGUUUAAUUUGUCCUUGUUGAAAUAGGUAGUGGAUCGAAAGCCAUACUUACAACGAGUAGGUAUACAUUGGAUGAACUCGGUGUACAAUGACAUAAUAGUGGCGGCAAGCUGCCAGAAACAAGGAAAGCUCAUGUGAGCAAGAUGCUUGGAGUUAAGGGACGGUGGGUUGUUAUUAAGGAAACUAUGUGUGACAUUACGGGACCAACAUUUCAUUUACCAGCUACAAUGACGCGAGUCACCAUUUUAAACAUAUCAAAACCAUAGCUGUAACGUGUUCGUGUGUCCUUGCAGAUGUUGCCUAAACAAAACCUUAUCUUAUGAAAUGACACCUGGGAACCAAGCCUAGUUAGUGCACUAAGCCAGAGGAUAGUCGCACAGGAGCGGCAGAUCAUUCUGCAGUGACUAACGUGGCUCAUUGAAGAAUAUCGUGAUGGAAAAUGACAGAUAACCAUGACAUUGAGUGUUGCAAUUCCUAGCUCCAUAGUGACUUUCAUUUUACUCUGCCUAGCUUUUAUUUACCUGAGACUAUGAGACGUUCAGAAACCCAAUAUCUGGGUAGUGUAUGUACUAGAGGACUUGAUCUCCCGAGUGAGAGAUUUAGCAAGGAUUUGUCGAGCUUAAGGAAGAAGGAAAACAGCCAUAAAAUUUAGUGCAGUAAGUAUGUAAUAUUUAAAUUUGCCAGUUUUGUAUAAUCUUUUGAGUGUUUACUUAUUUUAUAGAUCAAGAGUGGAAGUAGUCACACUGGAGAACCGGCCCUGAGCAAGACCCAGUGGACCAGGUCUUCCCCUUGGAGGGGAGCACUACAGUGCCACCAACCAGUUUUAGUGGUAUUUGUAAGAAAGCCACGGUGAAGCACUGCAAUAGCUACCGUGGGAUGGAAAGCACAGUGUGGCGCAAAAAGAGUCGUAAUAACACAUACACAAGGAACUGCGAAAUCGGCUAUCUGUGCUCAGUAAAACCUGCUCUCUGUAGUGCUCACAGCUGGAGCAGACAGGGCGGUCACCACACCAGGGGAAGACUCUUAUUGUGAGCUACUUGACUGAGAGCCGGGUAAUAGUGCAACAAAUGCGCCACAAGCCGUAUAAAAAGAUGUGAAUUUUGAGGCUGAUUCAUUUAGUCUCCAGUAGCACCACCACGACGCCACAUCCAUGCUAGACAACUGAACACCGCCAGCUGCAGCCAUGAGUUCGAGCCCAGGUCAGGCCAGCCCUCUCCUACCGUGAGUCUACUUGUAGAACUUGGUGCCACAGCACCUCUGACCUGCCACCUGUGCUUGCCAUUGCCAGGCUCCUGCCAGGGAGCAGAAUGCCGCGUCCCAUGCACGGCAGUCUCCACUCGCCUCCACGCUAGACGCGUGUGGGGCCUGAGUCGCCAGGUAUGGCCAUUCUGCAAUGGAACACUGUUGCAACAGAAGGAGGAAAGCGCCACUGACGUCCAGGCCAUGGCGUACUCUCAGGCUGCCAGCCGUUGCUCGGCCUGACAUCAGCAACGCAGGCCGUCUACGCCUGCAUCUCAUCACCAGGGCGAAGCCAGCCACCUGUGAGCCGAUGUCGGCCAAUGUCACUGGAUCUGAACGUGUCUGCCUUACAUUGCUGACGAUGUGAUUCGUAUUUGGAGCUGAAUAAAACAUUACUCUCGACCAUCAGUGUGUUACUGGGUCCACCAAGCCUUCACUCCGCACACUCACCACCUGGGCUCUUCACAUUAUUUUCAGUGAUGAAUCGCAGUUUUGGGCUACGCCGAAUGACCAUUGUCGGCUUGAACGGUCUCCAUUGUGGGGAAGAAUAUCUCGAAACCAUGAACAGACGUGGUCUGCUACGAACUGCUGCUCCAUACCACGCCGUCUACAGGAUUGUCGGCCUCACCCCCUUUACAGUGGACGCUACAGAUUGCUGUCUGCGGCGAUCACCUUGCACUGUAGCGUACGCCGCAAUCCUUCUUGUCCUGUGUUUGGCUGCAUCAGUAAAUGUGGUACACUUCUUGACCGUCGGUCAAGAGCACAUUUCUGCCCUCAGGUUCCUGUGGCUAACAGGGACAGCGAUAGCAGCUUGUCUGAUGGCCGUUGUACCUGUAGCUACAGAUCUCUUCGUUAAUACCAGCAGAUACCAGAGAAUACUCAGCCUGUUGUCUUACCGAGACACUAACAUUUUGGAAUUAAAGCACUCGUCUAAUAAACGCGUGACAUUUGGCUGCAAACCUCUAUACGUAACUGCGUUUGUCCCCUUUCUGUACACUGUAGUGUGGAACGUAUUGCAGAAAAGAAGUCUUUACACUACAGCUUCUAUGUUCUUUAUGCAAGGUCUCAUGCUGGCUGCAGUCUCGAAGUAUAUUAUACUAGUUAUGCUGGUCACGAAUGACUUGCGAUGCCUGGAAGAGACCCUGAGAGCAGUGAAGCGGCCGCCCCCAGGCGCGGCGCACUUCCGCGCGCUGCGCAGAGUCUACAGGGCGGUGUGCGGCGCCUCCCACGAGGUGCUGGCGGCCCACCAGUGCUUCCUGGCGGUGUUCACAGGCACACUGCUCGUCUCCACGUCGUGGCACACCGUCUGCUUCCUGCUGUGCUCUGACCACCAGCUGCAGCAGGUCGUUUUCCUCGUGUGGCACACGUCGCUGCUGCUCUCGGUGUUGGUGUCUUCACACGCGCUCUACGAGGCGCAGGCGUCGAUCGCCGCCACGGUGUGCAGGCGUCUGCAAGACGUCCGCACCGCCAGCCCGGAUGCGAAGGAGCUUCGCCACUUCCUGUUACUGGUACGGAGUCUCCGUCCGGAGCACCGCAUCUUCGGAGUGGUCCCUCUGGACUUGAGGCUGGUAGCCACCUUCCUGUCGACGUACACAACAUACACAGUGAUUCUAAUGACUUUUUAACAUUGUCUCGGUUUCACCAACUGUUCGGUUACGGCCCGGAGAAGAAACAGUGAAGUAAUUUGACCACAGUAUAGCCUACAAACGUAUGGCUCCGAAGUU
Schistocerca cancellata (South American locust) is the source of this 3319-nucleotide messenger RNA. RefSeq lists its product as uncharacterized. The transcript has 2 exons. Gene Ontology annotation, cellular component: membrane. Gene Ontology annotation, biological process: sensory perception of taste. Lineage: Eukaryota; Metazoa; Arthropoda; Insecta; Orthoptera; Acrididae. The record is from RefSeq and is a predicted model, not a curated record. Bases 2075 to 3220 code for a protein of 381 amino acids.